Messenger RNA from Paramecium primaurelia, 371 nucleotides. The record is from the annotation of a GenBank genome assembly. NCBI's taxonomy places the organism in Eukaryota, Ciliophora, Oligohymenophorea, Peniculida, Parameciidae.
AUGUUGAAGACUUCAACAAUCAUUUAAAUGGGUGAUAGAAUAAUUGAGAGUGAUUUAAUUUUUUAUUUUCACUUCUGUAUUAGUAUCUCAUAAUCAACAAUGAGCAUUUUCUUAUGGAAAUUAAAGGGAUACAGAUUAAGUAAAAUAAUAUUUUUAAGCAUUUGUAAGAGAAGUAUCAAAAAUUGGAGUGGACACAGAUCAUAUAAAAGAAGUGUUAACAUCUUGCAAACAAAUAAAAUGAGAUUAAGCUACAAAAGAUGAAUAUUAUAAAAAAGACUCUAUUGUAGAUAUACAAUAUUUAAAUAUCUUUAUCUAAAAUAGUAUAAAAAGAUAUGAAGGAGCUAUAAAAGUAUUAAUUAACAACAUAAUGA